AUGGGUCGAAUGUUGCAUGUGCGUUGUGCCGCACACAUCUUAAAUUUGAUUGUGCAAGAAGGACUAAAGGUGAUAGAAGAUGGUAUUAGUAAUGUGCAUAGCAGUGUCUUAUAUUGGAUAUCAUCUUCAGGCAGAAUUGAAAGGUUCGAAGAAGCUGCAGAGUUGCUACAUAUUUCCUGUACUAAAAAGUUGGAGUAUGAUUGCCCUACUCGUUGGAACUCAACAUAUCUUAUGUUGAGAACAACCCUAGAUUACAAAGAGGUGUUUACGAAGUUGAGUUUAACUGACAUCAAUUAUCGUUGUUUUCCAACCGAAGGGCAAUGGAGUGCAGCACAUGAAGUUUGUGAAACGUUGAAGUUGUUUCACCGUAUCACUGAACAAUUCUCAGGGAGUCAAUAUCCAACUUCAACUCAAUACUUUUCAAAAGUUUGUGAUAUUAAGCUAGAACUGGAAGCUUCGGUGAAAAGUUUAAAUUCUUUGAUUUGCUCUAUGGCAUCAUCAAUGUUGUUGAAAUUUAAGAAAUAUUGGGAUGAUACGCAUAUUUUGAUGGGGGUAGCUACUAUCUUCGAUCCGAGAUAUAAGAUGAAGUUGGUUGAGUUCUAUCUUGCACAAAUUUAUGGUGAAGAAGCUUUACAAAAAAUUCAAGAAGUUCGAAACCAUUGUUUUGAUCUCUUUCAAGAGUAUACGAGUAGAGUGGUUGCUUCACAUGAGUCAUUUCAAGCAUCUAGUUCUAAUAAAGUUGCUAGUGUUGUUGAGGGUGAUCGACUGUCUAGUUUUGAUAGGUUUGUUGCUUCGAGUAGCGCAAAUGUGGACCCAAGAUCGGAGUUGGAGUCAUAUUUAGAAGAAGGUGUGCUACCUCGUACGCCAUCAUUUGACAGUUUAAGCUGGUGGAAGACAAACGGAUUAAAAUUUCCUACUUUGCAAAAGAUAGCUCGUGACCUCUUAGCCAUUCCUGUCUCUACUGUUGCUUCAGAAUCGGCCUUUAGCACUAGUGGGAGAUUGAUUAGCCCGCAUCGUAGUAGACUUCAUCCUACUACUUUGGAGGCUUUGAUGUGUGCUCGAACUUAG
This is a messenger RNA of Nicotiana attenuata, 1068 nucleotides long. RefSeq names its product zinc finger BED domain-containing protein RICESLEEPER 2-like. The record is from RefSeq and is a predicted model, not a curated record. Bases 1 to 1068 code for a protein of 355 amino acids. The transcript has a single exon. Gene Ontology annotation, molecular function: DNA binding; protein dimerization activity. NCBI's taxonomy places the organism in Eukaryota, Viridiplantae, Streptophyta, Magnoliopsida, Solanales, Solanaceae.